AUGAAACAGACAGAAAGCAUAGAAGUUAACACAUUUCUGAUUCAGAUAUUCAGUAAACAGCAUCAUCCAUUUAUUCGUUGGUGGGUGCAGCAACAGAAACUCCACGUGAAAUUCAAUGUUAAGAAAGUUUGUCGUAGUCCAAAAAACUUUUUUCAUUGCUUUACAAGGAGAGUCGACGAAGAAUUUUGCAUAAAACAUUCAUUUGAAUUAGAAUUUCAUGUCUUUCGGCAUGCAUUGAUUGCUCAAUUAGGAAGGUUGCCGAUUAAGUUUCGUGGCUUUGAAAAGUCAUGA
This is a messenger RNA of Clunio marinus, 291 nucleotides long. The record is from the annotation of a GenBank genome assembly. NCBI's taxonomy places the organism in Eukaryota, Metazoa, Arthropoda, Insecta, Diptera, Chironomidae.